Rhineura floridana is the source of this 1089-nucleotide messenger RNA. RefSeq names its product chemerin-like receptor 1. The record is from RefSeq and is a predicted model, not a curated record. NCBI's taxonomy places the organism in Eukaryota, Metazoa, Chordata, Lepidosauria, Squamata, Rhineuridae. Gene Ontology annotation, molecular function: complement receptor activity; G protein-coupled receptor activity. Gene Ontology annotation, cellular component: plasma membrane. Gene Ontology annotation, biological process: inflammatory response; complement receptor mediated signaling pathway; positive regulation of cytosolic calcium ion concentration. The transcript has a single exon. The coding region runs from base 1 to 1089 and encodes 362 amino acids.
AUGGAUCCAUUCUCCUCCUUUCCACAUGACAAUGACACUGCAUUUCCACCAUCCAGUAACAAUGGUGUCUUCAGCUGGAAUGGAGACUGGCCCUCAGAGCCUCCCUAUAAUAUUGCCCACAUCUCACCAACAAUGAAGAUGGUUUCCUUGGUGAUCUACAGCAUCACAUUGCUACUGGGAGCCAUAGGAAAUGGCCUAGUUAUUUUCCUCACUGGUUUCCACAUGAAGAAAACAGUGACCACCAUCUGGUAUCUCAACUUGGCUGUGGCCGACUUCAUCUUUGCCAUUUGCCUCUCUUCUGAGAUUGCUUAUGUGGCUCUGGAUUAUCACUGGACUCUGGGACGGCUGAUGUGCAAACUCGACACCGUGGUGCCUUUCCUGAACAUGUUUGCCAGCGUCUUCUUCUUGACAGCCAUCAGUGCCGACCGUUGUGCUUCUGUGGUGCAUCCUGUCUGGGCCUUGAACCAUCGCACUCUCCGACUUGCUUCCUUUGUGGCUGUGUUCAUCUGGGUGGUGGCCUUGGCUCUCAGCUCCCCAUACUUCAUCUUCCGUGACACGGAGCAGUCAAUGAAUGGCACUAUACAAUGCAUCUACAACUUUGGUUUAGAGGAGGAUGGUGGCCUAAGGACACACCGUUCCAUGGUGCUUACCGAAUUUGUGAUUGGCUUCCUCGUCCCCUUCAAUGUCAUUCUGGCUUGCUACUGUGCCAUCAUUAUCAAGCUAAGGAAGAAAAUCUUUGGUCGAUUUGGCAGAUCCUUCAAAAUCAUUGUGGCAGUGGUGGCGGCAUUCUUCUGUUGCUGGUUCCCCUACCACCUCUUCUCCAUUCUUGAAAUGCUGGAAGACAACAGCCUUGAAAUGCAAACCACCCUCGAUAUAGGUUUACCACUGGCUAAUGGCCUGCUCUGCCUCAACAGCUGCCUCAAUCCCAUUUUGUACGUCUUCAUCGGGUCAGACUGUAGAAAGGCCAGCUGGCAAUCCCUCCUCUCAGCCUUUAAAGGAGCGGUCAGUGAGAAGUGGGCCACCACUCUCUCUUUUUCCAGCAACAGAACCUCCAGCUCCACAUCAGGAAUGGAGUCCUGCAUGGUUUGA